Letharia columbiana is the source of this 1596-nucleotide messenger RNA. RefSeq lists its product as uncharacterized. The coding region runs from base 1 to 1596 and encodes 531 amino acids. The record is from RefSeq and is a predicted model, not a curated record. Lineage: Eukaryota; Fungi; Ascomycota; Lecanoromycetes; Lecanorales; Parmeliaceae. The transcript is spliced from 3 exons.
AUGGCAGCAGUAGCUGUCAGAUCGCAUUGCGAAGCCGGUCGCGACAAUGGAUGUCUCGAGCGAAGGAUCCCGCGACGGAAGAUUGGUUUGGAUGAUGAAAUGAACGCUGGCUGUUGUUUCUUGGCUGCGAGGCGGUGUGCAAGCUCAUGUAUGGGACGGGACUUAGCACUGGAGAAGACCACGCCACUUUCGAGCCAGGUCCAGUGUCUGGAAUAUUUGGAAAGCAUCAAAGCCAUUCUCGAUAGCAUCGAUGCUGUAUUACCGGACAGCGCAGGAUCUACAGACUCCCCGCACUUUGAGCCCCCACCUUCGUACAACGAUACAAUAGCAGAUGAACCUCCAAGCUAUGAUUACACGGGUGAUGUAGCUCUAGCUAAAGCAUCUCGCUACUAUCCCGUUCCCCCACCGGCCUAUUGCUACAAAUCCGUUGGCAGUAUUUUACCUCCGGAUCAAAUGGCGACGCCCGAUAUCGACUUUGGUGACACGUCCAAUUUUCGUCAAGCAGGCGGCAAGAAGAGGGAGAAACAGCAAAAAAAGCAAGCGGACACAGCCAAAUGGAACGACGAGGGUGGGGAAGGAAACGCUGAAGGCGCUGAUGGAGGCGAGGAGAAUGGCAGUGGAGGAACUGGUGGAGGAGCUGGUGGAGGCAACAAUGGAGAUGGAGGCGCAGGAGACGGUGGCGGAGAUGGUGACCACUGGGGUGCUUGGGAUACGGGGAAGAAAAAGAAGGGCAAGAAAGCUAAAGAGGAAGAGAAAAAGAAGGAGGAGGAAGAAGAGGAAAAGAAAUGGAAAGAGGAAGAGGGGGCUAACGGGGAUGGUAAACUGGACUGGGCCGAUGAUACAAAUGGGGACGUGGGCGAUGACUGGGGAGGCUUUACGGCUACGGCGACCAAGAAGGGCAAGAAAGACAAGAACGGAAAGAUUGAGCCGUCAGCCAAUGGCACGAGUGAUUUUGCCGACAUCAAGCUAGACGACAGUGUGCCAAAGAUCGACCUCAGCUUUGGUCCGACGGAAACAAGGGACAGUGGCGGGUUCGGCUCAUUCGGUGGUUGGGGAGGGGUGGCAGUACCUGGAAUACCGGCAGCAAUUGGAAUUCCAGUCGAGCUGAUACCGAGACUACAGAUAUUGCAGACUCGUUCUCUAGGACUACGAAGGAAUCCACAAACAUUACGACAGACAGCAACUCUUGGUCAUUUGGUGGGAACAAGAAAAACCAGAAGAAGACUACUACCAGCGGAUUUGACUUUGGGAACUUCGGUGCACUCGAGGAAGAGAAUGAGGGCGAAAAAGCAGAGGAAGAUAAAGCGGGAGGCAACGACGAUUGGGGAACCUUCACGGUCGCUGGUAAGAAGGAUAAGAAUUCCAAGAAGAAGGGCACCUUCGACGAUGUUUCCAACGACCCGGACCCAAACACCAUUGGUACGGCAAUUGCGGACCCUGAACCUGUUGCGGAGAAAUCAUGGAAUGCAUGGGGAAAUCCAUCUACCAAGAAGAAGAAAGGCAAGAAAGGCGAAGAAGAGACGCCUCUGCCACCCCCUCCAGCCGCUGCUGUGCAUACACCUGCAGAGCCUGCUGCUGAUGAAUUGGGCGGAUUAG